Molecule: messenger RNA, 460 nt
Organism: Heteronotia binoei (common prickly gecko)
Lineage: Eukaryota; Metazoa; Chordata; Lepidosauria; Squamata; Gekkonidae
Gene: RLN3
Product: relaxin 3
Exons: 2
Coding region: 35-454 (139 amino acids)
Cellular component (GO): extracellular region
Molecular function (GO): hormone activity
Source: RefSeq, a predicted model, not a curated record
AGCUGUGGCCAGCGUUUGUGCUCCCGUCCCGCCUAUGUGCCCAGCCAUGCACAAACUCCUCCUGAUGCUGGCCCUCGGGGCACUGUGGUCCGAGAUGAGGCCAGGCAGCGAAGCCAGGACAGCUCCCUACGGCGUGAAGCUGUGCGGCCGGGAGUUCAUCCGUGCUGUCAUUUUUACCUGUGGAGGAUCCCGGUGGAGACGGGCAGGAGAACUCAGCGGCCUCCCCGGAAGUGACUCCACCGAAGCCUUUGUCGCCACGUCUUCCUCCAGCGAAUGGGACUCCAUCCGCGUCCCCCCGAAGGACCCAUCCGAUUAUUUUGGGAGCUGGAGGAGCCACGGCCCCUUGGAAGAAAGCUGGGCCUCGGAGCGUGGCGCUCGCGACGUCAUGGCCGGCCUCAGCAACGCCUGCUGCAAAUGGGGGUGCAGCAAGAGUGAAAUCAGCUCUCUGUGCUAAGGGGCA